This is a messenger RNA of Tachysurus fulvidraco (yellow catfish), 3120 nucleotides long. Its product is annotated as rab5 GDP/GTP exchange factor-like. Gene Ontology annotation, biological process: vesicle-mediated transport. NCBI's taxonomy places the organism in Eukaryota, Metazoa, Chordata, Actinopteri, Siluriformes, Bagridae. The record is from RefSeq and is a predicted model, not a curated record. Gene Ontology annotation, cellular component: endocytic vesicle; cytosol. The transcript has 9 exons. Bases 439 to 1746 code for a protein of 435 amino acids. Gene Ontology annotation, molecular function: zinc ion binding; small GTPase binding; guanyl-nucleotide exchange factor activity.
GCAGAGAGAGAGACUAAAAAGUGUGAAAGGUUUAUCUAAUAAACAUUUCCACUGGUUUUAAUGGUAAAAAGUAAAAUGGACCAGUUCAGUGCAUGAUGGUGGACAAAGUAACUCUGUUUGAUGUUAUCUCAUCACACCGCUGUGUUGAUUGUUUUCCCACAACAGCACACCUCAGGCGCUUUAUUCCUAAUAUAACCGGAUUUAACUCCUGUUCAACAGGUGGCGGUGAUUAAUGCGGGAACUGCUAAUAGCCUGAAUAAGGAAUAAAAGCGGUUACGUCCCCAAUAGCACACGAGCUCCAUAUGUAGACUGCAAAAGUACUGGCGAUUUUAUUAGUGCACUUUGCUUAGUGCACUUUGCGCGGAUUGGGACGUUUCCCCUCUUUACAAGUUGACGUUGCUGCUUCGGGAAAUUGGCGUUGAGGUGGAUCUGAGGAGGAUGUGGGCCGAGCAGAAGCGAGGGAUCCACGUCACACAGGAUGAGCUGCUCUGCAAAGAUGGCUGUGGGUUUUAUGGCAAUCCGGCCUGGCAGGGAUAUUGUUCCAAAUGCUGGAGAAAGAGGACACGCACGGCUGAAACCAUCAAAGAGGAUCAUGGGCUUCCUGAUGGACAUUCCCAGGUUAAUUUGUCUAAAACAGAAGAGAAGAAAAAUGCUAGACGCUCCAACUCUCUUAUGCGACUCUUCUGGGGCAGUUCUUCACCACCACAGCAAGAGUCACCUGAAGGUGAGGAUGUAGCCCUAAAGGCCUUCCAGAGCCUGGAGCCUGGCGAUUUCCCUGGAUUCCUCAAACUUCUGCGCAAGCCGCCCGCUCAACGUCUUCAAUCACGCUGCACAACCUUCCUCAACACAAUCGAGGCUUACCAUAACCUGCCUGUACAGAAACAGUCAGACCUGGUGCAGGAUUUCUACCAGAGUAUUUCUAUUCACUUCGAUGGUCUGUCGGAGCCACAGGUUUCUCAGAUGAUGGAACAUGUCGAGAAGUUGAUUAUGACUCGUCUCCACAAGUGGGUGUUCUGCCAUGAUAGCUGUGAUGACGAACAGAAGGAUCUAACACUCCAGAAAAGAAUCAAGUCUUUGAACUGGGUCACUCCUGAGAUGCUGCGUGUGCCUUUUCCACAGGGAGGCUCGGACAGCAGUGACCCGUAUUUACCUGCAAUUACAGCCAUCAUAGAGAUGGAUGCUAAGCGUGCGCCUCAGGACAAACUGGUUUGUCUGUCCAAGUGCAGUCAGCAUGUUUUCCAAGCUCUCGCCUCAGAGAGCCGGCAGCCGGCAAACGCGGAUGACUUCUUGUCUGCUCUUAUUUAUGUCGUGCUGCGGGCCAACCCACCCCGUCUGCACUCUAACAUAAACUACAUUGUCCGCUUUGGUCUGCCACACAGCCUGAUGGCAGGGGAGAGUGGUUACUACUUCACCAACCUGUCAUGCACUGUUGCCUUUAUUGAGAAGUUGGACGGCCCAGCUCUUAACCUCACUCCGGAGGAGUUUAACAGCUACAUGCAGGGCCGAAGAGCAUCGGCUGUGCCAGUCGAAAACACCGGCCAAAGGAGAGCCCAGGAAAACCGAGAGCAACUGGAAAAACUGAAGACCCGGCAAGAUAAGGUCGAACAAGACGCACGUGCUUUUCAGGAGCAGCUGGAUUCGUGGGUACGUUCUGUGCAGGGCCAAAUAGAUGAAGUCAGGGCUCAGUCAGUGUUGGUCCUAAAGGAUGUCGGAGCUGAAUCUCAGCCCGGAAAAACCGUGCGCUGACUGUUCUUUACUUGUGAUUUGUUUGUCAUCAUGCUGAAUCUGCACUGCUGGAUUAAAUGAAAUUUAAACAGAAGACAGUAAAUCUUUUUAUUUUGCACUGAUGCUGCAACCCAGAUUUUGCCAGGUUGAAAAUUUAUUAGCACUGUAUUUGCACUUAUGACUUACAGUUGACUAGAUGAAAUGUACAGUGAAGGACCAGGGUUUCUCCUCCUCCCAGCCUAAGGAAAGUUAAACCAUAUUCAAAUAUGUAGUAUAGUAUACUCUAGUUCACCUAAACAUGGUGAACACAGCUGUCAUCACUGUUCAAGAUAAAUUUGGGCUCUUUUUCUGUUAAUGCAGCGUAUAAAAAAUGUCAUGUUCUUGUAACAUCAGUAUUAUUGCAAUGACAUUUUAAGAUACCCAAUGUGCACUUAUUCUCUCAUAUUCCACGUCAGGUAUCUUCUCUAGUUCUUUAACAGGGUCCCAGGGCUUCGUUUAUGAGCGCACGCCGUGGCUCGUUUGCCAUGAUUGUGUUUUAGCUCCUGUUAGUUGCAGGUCAGUGUAAAGCUGCACAUAAGUUCAUCAGGGAAGAGAAGUUCCUACUGAGCACAGCAGGCUCCUAAUCAGUGAGGAAUAUGGAUCAGUAAAUUCUCCUGAGAAAUAAACACUUUUCAGGAAGACCACGACAACAAGCUGAGCUUUAUGGCAGUAAGUUCCUAAGCUUUAGACUACAGUAAAUGUAACACUAAAACCUUGGUGCUGUAAAACUACUAAACUCUCAAUAUCUUGGCCAACAUCCACUUAGAAGCAGCAUUAUUAAGUCAUCCACUAAAUUCCUUUUAGCCUGAGGUCACUGGAAAGCUAUGCAAAAAAACACACAGCUUUCAGACAGAUCUUUUUGACCUAGACUCUGUGUUCAUUGUAUUAUGUAGAACUGCUUGAUUUAUUCAAUGUUUUUGAGUUGCGGAACUGUACUAGUAAUAAAUAUUCUUUUGACAAAUUAACCUUUAAAGUAGGUACACUAGCUCUUGACAAUUUCCUUUUCUCUUUUGUUUUCUGAUUGUUCUCUUUUGGUUUUUUUCCUUUGGUACUUAAGAUAAAACCUCAAAACCAGCAGAAACUGACAGUUUGGUGCUGGUUGUAGAUAUUUAGAUAUCUAAAUGUGUCUUAGACGUUGCCAUUUCUCUUCCUGUAAGCAGUGGUGUGGUUACUGUGACUUGUUCUGAAUGAGGUGUGUGUGAUGCAGCUAUUGAUGAAGAAAUCAAAUUUUUUGUAGCUGUUUCAUCUGGAUAGAAGCUGUUUAUUUAAAUAUUGAAAAUGAAGGAUUUAUAAAUGGAGUAAGGAAAUACAUGAAUGUGAAAAUUAAAGUUAUUAAUAAAGUGAAUUCCACAGAGA